AAUAAUGCAAACCACACAAAAUCUUUUAUGUGGUGGUGUUGCCAAUUAAUAGGGAUUUCUUUUUUAAACAAAUUUUAUUACUAUAAAUGAUCUAUAAAAAUUGCUCCUUUUUAUUAGUUUAUUAUAGAAUCAAUUCUUCAUUGUUUAGAAAGUUUAUUGUAAAAUUAAGUCUAAUGUUUCUUUAAAGAAUAAUAAAUUUUAAUAACUCCACUACCACAAGUCUUAUAAUAAGCUAGGAGAGGCCAAAAACCAACCUUUAUUUUUUAGUUAAGGAAUAAUGUCUCUUUAGCAUGUAAUAUUAUUAACUGAAAUUAAAAUAAAAAAGCUAUAAUAAAAAUAAUGUAGGUAACCAUUGGUUAGUAAUUUGUUUUUAUUAUACAAAAUUCCAAACAUGAACCUCCAGGGGUUCCAGAGCCCUCCCCACCCAAAAAAAAAAGCACUUUUACUAUGUUGCUGAGGUAGUAAGAGGCCUAAUAAGAUGAUGGUGGCCCCAGUUUGUGAUCAGUGUGAUUGGUUUUAGUUUUGCUUUUUGCCUUUUCUUUUUUUUCUUUUCUUGGAUGAGAAAGAAUGAUUCUUGAGCCAGAGAGCUAACCUCACCACCACAACAAAGCUUCACAGCAACUGAAGAGGCAGACAAGAAUAAGGGGUGUGGAUCCUUAACUUGUUCUUCUCCUCUUUCUCAUACUCACCCACUCUCAUUCUUCUUACGCUACUUUUUGCCUUUACCACAUCUCAUCUCUUAUUUUCUUUUACCUUUUCCAUCUCAACUUUACUUUAAUAUAUAUUAUUAGUUCAGAGUGCUCUUCUAGUUUUGGAAGUUUGGGGUUUAGGUUUUUGCUUCAAGUUGUAUUAGAGAUUAUUUUCUGGUUAUGUUGUGGUUUUUAGCUUCUUUUACCGACUAAUAAAGCUACUAACUUUAUACUACUUUUUUGGAUUUGUCUUGGUGGUUUCUGUCUGUUGGAACAUUAUCUCUAUUUCUCAUUCAUGGGUUGGUUUCUAUUUCUGUCUUAAUGUGUUUUUCUUUCCUGCUAAACCAUCUAAAGGCUUCUCUUUUUUUGCUGUUCUUUGCUUCUUCACACUCCUGCUGACUUACUCAGUUGGGGAAAAAAGCUUCUCUACGUACGUUAUAAUUUGUGAUUUGGGAGAUGGGGUGGGGCUCUUCUUUGGGUGUGGUAUUAUUGUGUUUAGUCUCAGUUUCUAUGGUGUGGAGUAGUGUGAAUGGUAUAGGUGCAAACUGGGGUACACAAGCCAGUCACCGUCUGUCUCCAGAUAUUGUAGUGAAGCUUCUGAGGCAGAAUGGGAUUCAAAAGGUUAAGCUUUUUGAUGCUGAGUACGACACUCUUAGGGCUCUGGGUAGAUCUGGUAUUGAGGUCAUGGUGGGUAUUCCAAACGACAUGCUUUUGACAAUCGCCACCAGUGUCAAGGCUGCUGAGAAAUGGGUUGCCAAGAAUGUUUCAACUCAUAUCUCCAACAACAAUGUAAACAUCAGGUAUGUUGCUGUUGGUAAUGAACCUUUCUUGGAGACCUACAAUGGAACCUUCAUACAAUCAACAUACCCUGCUCUACAGAAUAUCCAAUCUGCUCUCAUAAAAGCUGGCCUCAGCAACCAAGUAAAGGCAACUGUCCCCCUCAACGCCGAUGUCUAUGCAAGCUCAGGUGGGCUUCCAUCUGGGGGUGAUUUCCGAACUGAUAUCCGCGACCUUAUGAUUGCCAUUGUCAAGUAUUUGAGCGACAAUGGUGCCCCCUUUACUGUGAACAUUUACCCUUUCAUAAGCCUCUACACAGAUGAUAACUUCCCUGUUGAGUAUGCUUUCUUUGAUGGAAAUGCCUCACCAAUUGUUGAUGGCAAGGCAACCUAUUACAACAUGUUUGAUGCAAAUUAUGACACUCUUGUAUGGGCUCUUCAAAAGAAUGGUUUUGGAAACUUACCAAUCAUAGUAGGAGAAAUUGGAUGGCCAACAGAUGGAGAUCGCAAUGCUAAUCUAGUUUAUGCCCAGCGCUUCAACGCAGGCUUCAUGUCUCACAUAGCAGGUGGAAAAGGAACUCCCAUGAGAGCCGGGCCUAUUGAUGCCUACUUGUUUAGCUUAAUCGAUGAGGAUGCAAAAAGCAUUCAACCUGGAAAUUUCGAGCGCCAUUGGGGGAUAUUCUACUAUGAUGGCUCGCCAAAAUACCAACUUAAUCUUGGUACUACAAAUACAGGAACACUGGUUAAAGCUCAGGGUGUGGAGUAUUUGGAACCAAAGUGGUGUGUGAUGAGGCCAUCGGCCAAACUUGACGACCCACAAAUUCCACCGAGUAUGAGCUAUGCGUGUGGACUAGGUGAUUGCACUAGCCUCGGGUAUGGGACUUCCUGUGGCAACUUGGAUGCUCGGGGGAAUAUUUCAUUUGCGUUUAACAGUUACUUUCAGAUAAAUAAUCAACUUGACACUGCUUGCAAGUUUCCAAACCUUUCAAUGACCACAAAAACGAAUCCAUCAGUUGGGACUUGCCGAUUUCCAAUAAUGAUUAAACCGUACUAUGGCGGAGCAGGGAGGCUCCAGAAGCUACCAGGAGGCUUGGUUGCAGCACUUGUUCUGUUGUUGGUAACACUUGUGUGAAAUCUUCUUGAGAUCCAAUCCUCAUGUAAGGUGAGGUACCUACCAUUAUCCCUCUGUAGAGGAAAGGAAAGUAAGGCCAGUUGAUUGAGAAUUGGCGUUGAAAUGUUGUACAAAUUUUUGGGGUUAAGCCAAGGAAUGCUUGAAAUUUGUCUGGAUUAUGCAUAAUGCAUAUUUGAAACUAGAAUGAACUCUUUAUUGAACUAUUUUAUGAGAUUAGCCAUAUUAUUGUGAAA
Molecule: messenger RNA, 2830 nt
Organism: Cannabis sativa
Lineage: Eukaryota; Viridiplantae; Streptophyta; Magnoliopsida; Rosales; Cannabaceae
Product: glucan endo-1,3-beta-glucosidase 6
Exons: 2
Coding region: 1146-2597 (483 amino acids)
Biological process (GO): carbohydrate metabolic process
Cellular component (GO): plasma membrane
Molecular function (GO): hydrolase activity, hydrolyzing O-glycosyl compounds
Source: RefSeq, a predicted model, not a curated record